GCCCUCUUCAAGAAUAUCAAAUGUCACUUCGACCCGAGUUGGGCCCAUAAGUUAUGGGGUGCACAGUCUUGAUAGCAACAUUCGCCAAGUUUUGAUGGACGAAGAGAUCGUAUACUCGGCCAGCAUCCAGGAUCAACUCAUAUUGACCAUGCUCAUCAAGCUUGCUGGUAGGGGACAGACGCUAGUUGAUCGUGGUGCAGUCUCUGCCACAAUCCAUUGCAUGCCUCGCAAGAGCUUGAAAUCCGACCUAGAAUACACGACCGUCAGCUUCUUCAGGGAGGACGAUAGCUUUAUCACAAAGGUUCAUGUAUUGCCAGAUGCACGUAUUUUCAGAGAUGAGGAUGAAUUAUCCUCGGACGUGAAAUUGCCGAAGGAAUAAAGGUUAACUACGAUGAGAGGUGUUGCAUGUCGAAAGACUUGUCCUUGACGCUGAGGGGUUGUUUGAAGACAGGAUUCCAGGAAAAUGCCCAAAAAUCCAACACUUUAUAUCACGUCCAUAAAUUACACACCUGUUU
Molecule: messenger RNA, 515 nt
Organism: Dacryopinax primogenitus
Lineage: Eukaryota; Fungi; Basidiomycota; Dacrymycetes; Dacrymycetales; Dacrymycetaceae
Exons: 4
Coding region: 95-379 (94 amino acids)
Source: RefSeq, a predicted model, not a curated record